Lepus europaeus (European hare) is the source of this 1700-nucleotide messenger RNA. RefSeq names its product ribosome biogenesis regulator 1 homolog (gene RRS1). The record is from RefSeq and is a predicted model, not a curated record. The transcript has a single exon. Lineage: Eukaryota; Metazoa; Chordata; Mammalia; Lagomorpha; Leporidae. Gene Ontology annotation, molecular function: protein binding. Gene Ontology annotation, biological process: ribosomal large subunit export from nucleus; ribosome biogenesis; endonucleolytic cleavage in ITS1 to separate SSU-rRNA from 5.8S rRNA and LSU-rRNA from tricistronic rRNA transcript (SSU-rRNA, 5.8S rRNA, LSU-rRNA). Bases 130 to 1239 code for a protein of 369 amino acids. Gene Ontology annotation, cellular component: preribosome, large subunit precursor; nucleolus; nucleus.
UGAACCUUUCUCUUCCGGAUUGAGCGUCCGGGUGGACACACGUGGUUGCUGUGCCGGUUUGUGGGUCGGCGGUGGUGAGAGAAGUCGCUUCAGCUGUGGCCCCCAAAGUGACUAAGCCGAGCCGGAGCCAUGGAGGGCCACAGCGUGGAGGAGCUGCUGGCAAAGGCGGAGCAGGACGAGGCAGAGAAGCUGCAGCGCAUCACGGUGCACAAGGAGCUGGAGCUGGAGUUUGACCUGGGCAAUCUGCUGGCUUCCGACCGGAACCCCCCAACGGGGCUGCGGCGGGCGGGACCCGCUCCGGAGGCCGAGCUGCGGGCCCUGGCGCGGGACAACACGCAGCUGCUCAUUAACCAGCUGUGGCAGCUGCCGACGGAACGCGUGGAAGAGGCGCUGGUGGCGCGGCUGCCCGAGCCCACCACCCGCCUGCCGCGGGAGAAGCCGGUGCCCCGGCCGCGGCCGCUUACGCGAUGGCAGCAGUUCGCGCGCCUCAAGGGCAUCCGGCCCAAGAAGAAGACCAACCUGGUAUGGGAUGAGGUGAGCGGGCAGUGGCGGCGCCGCUGGGGCUAUCAGCGCGCCCGGGACGACACCAAAGAAUGGCUGAUCGAGGUGCCCGGCGGCGCCGACCCCAUGGAGGACCAGUUUGCCAAGCGCAUUCAGGCCAAGAAGGAACGGGUGGCCAAGAACGAGCUGAAUCGGCUGCGUAACUUGGCCCGCGCGCACAAGACCCAGCUGCCCAGCACGGCCGGCCUGCACCCUACGGGACACCAGAGUAAGGAGGAGCUGGGCCGUGCCAUGCAAAUAGCCAAGGUCUCCACCGCUUCUCUGGGGCGCUUCCAGGAGCGCCUCCCUAAGGAGAAGGCGCCCCGGGGCUCCGGCAAGAAGAGGAAGUUCCAACCCCUUUUCGGGGACUUUUCGGCUGAGAAAAAGAACCAGCUGGAGCUGCUUCGGGUCAUGAACAGCAAGAAGCCCAAGCUGGAUGUGACCAAGGCCACCAAUAAGCAGAUGAGGGAGGAGGACCAAGAGGAGGCCGCCAAGAAGAGGAAGAUGAGCCAGAAGGGCAAGAGAAAGGGAGGCCGGCAGGGGCCUGGGGGCCAGCGGAAAGGGGGCCCGCGCAGCCACGGGGGGAAGCGGAAAGGGGGCUCGGGGAGCAAGAUGAAUUCCGGGCCGCCGGGCUUGGGCGGCAAGAGGCGAGGAGGUGGAGGAGGGGGACAGCGCCCAGGAGGAAAGAGGCGGAAGUAGCAGUUUCACUCUGGGACCCGCACUGUAAACCGAGACCUGCACGUGCCAAAUGUUAACAUCCAGGGACUGUAGGCGGGUGCGGCGGAGGCGGCUGCUGCCUUCCGAGAGCUUGAGGCUGACGGGACGGGAUUGCCCUCCCCUCAAGAGCCUGUAAGUUGUCAGUUCUGCCGGGUUGAUGUUUUCCCCACACCUGAGAUGGACUGGAGAUUAAGGGUGUGCCAGGGAAACAAUGUGUUGAUCAAAACUGGGAAUGAGUUCUAAAAGAGUCAUCUUUCUAACUUUGGAUAUGGGGUGAGGGAGAGCCGGCCACACUUCCCAACCUUAACAGAUUGAUUUAUACUUCUCUGCAUUAUUUUUAUAACAAGUAUGUAGAUUUAUCAGCAGCGGGGAGGUUACAGAUAUUUUCAGAACUGGGUUUACAAGAAACAGAUGUAAAAGUUAUUUAAUAAAGUGUAACUGUA